AGAAACUGCGUCGCACGUCUUUCCGCAGCGUAAACAGAAGUUACCCGUUUCAAAUGCGGUGGUUCGGUUUUGGCUUCAACGCAUUUGGCCAGAUAUAUGGACAAGAUAAAUUAUUGGAGGGAGAAUGUUUUGAGAAUGAACAGGAAGUCAAAGUGAGUAGUCCAACAGAGCUUACUGCUCAGGAGGACAGAAGUGACUGCAGACUGAAGACAGAUUGUCAAAUCAGAGCAAGCUGGAGUCGAAGAGCAUCUUUGUAUUUGAAUGGUGACAGCUGUGUGUGCCUAUCAGGUUUCGUCUCCAAUGAGUCCUGUGGUAGUCCUGUAAAAGAGAGCCGAGGCUGUAAAGAUGCCAUCAUCAGUGAAUCAUACCUGACCCUCGCUUUCUCAGACAGACUUGAGUCCUGGGAUCUGCAAAAGAAAGAGACGUCUCCAUCAUGGAGCAUGGAAAUAAAAACAGACCCAGAGAUCUCUGGAACCCCUCUAAAUCUCCCAUUGGUUCCUGGGGGAUACAUAGCCAUCAAAACGCCCCUCUACCGCUCCUUAUCCCCACACCUGAGAGCCAAGAGUCUGGCCCUGAGCUCGGAGCAUGCCAUCCUCCUCAGUGCCUCUGGAACUGUGUACACCUGGGGACUUGGCAGCCAUGGUCAACUGGGGCAUGGAGGCCUGACCCCUGAAGAGGAGCCCAGGGCAGUGGAGGCCCUCUGGGGGAUGCCCAUGAGCUGUGUAGCUACAGGAGGCUGGCACUCUGUCUGUAUUAGUGAUGGGGGAGACCUUUAUGUGUGGGGCUGGAAUGAAAGUGGACAGCUUGGACUUCCAUCACGAGGUCUGAGGAAAGCAACGCAGCAGCAAAGUAGUCAACAACAAGAAGAAUCACCAUGCACGUCUACUGCUGAAGAGCCACAAGAGGGAGAGACACAUGAAGAGGUAUUCAUAUCAAUCCAGGCUUUCCCGGCUCUGCUGGAUAUCACUCCAUCGUGUGAAGUCAGCACAGUCAGCUGUGGCUGCCGACACACAGCUGCAGUAACAACCACAGGUGACCUCUACACUUGGGGCUGGGGUGACUAUGGCCAACUAGGACACCAGACUUUGAUCAGUUCAGAUGAGCCUCAGCGUGUGGAGUUGUUUAAGGAGCAGCAGAUGCGUGUGGUUGACGUAGUGUGUGGUGCGUGGAAUACCUUUGCUUCUGUCGUCAAGGAGGAAGUAGCUGGCCCUUAAAGUAAUAUGGAAUUCCCUUGAUAAAUGUGGACAUUGGACUUUGGACAACAUACCAGGAAGUGUUACUUAUAGCAACAAAUACAAGAGUUUGAAUUAAAUGUAUUUUGUAUAAUAUAAA
Molecule: messenger RNA, 1332 nt
Organism: Trematomus bernacchii (emerald rockcod)
Lineage: Eukaryota; Metazoa; Chordata; Actinopteri; Perciformes; Nototheniidae
Product: RCC1 domain-containing protein 1-like
Exons: 8
Coding region: 54-1214 (386 amino acids)
Source: RefSeq, a predicted model, not a curated record